This is a messenger RNA of Diorhabda carinulata, 2224 nucleotides long. RefSeq names its product opsin, ultraviolet-sensitive-like. Gene Ontology annotation, biological process: G protein-coupled receptor signaling pathway. Gene Ontology annotation, cellular component: membrane. The record is from RefSeq and is a predicted model, not a curated record. NCBI's taxonomy places the organism in Eukaryota, Metazoa, Arthropoda, Insecta, Coleoptera, Chrysomelidae. The coding region runs from base 965 to 2146 and encodes 393 amino acids. The transcript is spliced from 6 exons. Gene Ontology annotation, molecular function: G protein-coupled receptor activity.
UAGAGAAAAUCUCUACAUUCAUCUUCCUCUAUCAUAAGGAAAUAUAGAAUUUAAAAUAGAACAAGUUUAAGACUUCUUUAACCCUGUAUAUUUGUGAUAACAUUCAAAACGAGUACAUUCAGAGUAUUGUACACACUAGACUACAUUUAUAAUAACUAACGCGCGUUUUGACAGAUAAAAUCAGUGAUGGUGUAGUGGUAGUGUAUUAUUGUAGCUUUGUUCGCGGAUCACAAUCGAUUAUACAGUUCCUUCGAAAUUCAGAAUCGUUGUAUUCGAUUUUAUGAUUUUGUUACAUCUCGAAUCCCCGCACGACAAGUAAAUUUUGCUUAUCAAUUUUUCAAUUUAUCAAUAAAACGUUAAAAAUCAGGUAAAUAAACUUUCGUAUUACGUAUUACCAAUCGAUAACAAUCCGAAUCGAUGUGAUCCAUGAACACGGAACUGUUAUUAAAAUAUAGAGAUGAACGAACCACGAAGACGUUAAAAUACGCAUGUAUUAGUUCGGAAUUUAACCCGCGAACAAAGCUAUUUACUCGCUAUGAACAUAACCACAAAUAAAAAUAUUGGAAUAAACUUUUUACAAAUGAAAUUUUGGUGUCCACAUCACCAGAAACAAAAAUUAUCUCAUAGAUACAUUUAUUCAAUAUAUUUUCUAAUGUAAAUAUAUAAGAUAUUUCGUGAAGUAAUUUAAAUUACGCCGUAUUUACAAUCUAUUAACAGGAUGUUGGUGGAAAAUGUGUUUCUAAACUAGAAUUAACGUUGAUAAAUCUUUACCGAUAACAAUAAAUCCAAGGACAAUUUAUCGUACAUAAUAGAAAAUUUCAAGAAAUCCUGGCCGGUGGAAAAUUGGAAAAAAUUUGGUCUGUUCAAAGAAGAAUAUUUUCUCGAAAUAAACGUCCAUUGGUUAAAAUAUGACCCGCCUUAUACAACAAACUAUUACGUAUCCGCCAUUUUGUAUCUGUUACUAAUGAUAUUCGGAGUAUCUGGAAACUUUCUGGUUAUAUUUCUAUUUUUCAGGUGCAAAUCACUCAGAACUUCUGCAAAUACUUUGAUAGUCAACUUGGCCUUCAGUGAUGGAAUUAUGAAUAUUAAAGCGCCGAUUUUACUUUAUAAUUCGUACCUAAACGGCCCUGCACUUGGAGACGUUGCUUGUCGUAUUUACGGUUUUAUUGGAGGUUUAACGGGCACCAUCUCCAUCAUAACAUUAAGCGUGAUAUCUUUCGAUCGUUUUUUCGUUAUAAAAUACCCUCUGAAUCGAACCUUCUCGAAUUUAAGGGUGAAAAUAUGUCUGUUGGUCACUUGGAUUUACGGUACCUUUUUCGCUGUCAUACCCGCGCUCGACGUCGGAUUCGGGAAGUACACGUACGAGGGGUAUUUGACGAGCUGCAGUUUCGAUUAUUUGACGGACGACGCGAAAAUUAAAAAUUUCAUCGUCGUCUUCUUUUUCGCCGCGUGGGUGGUGCCCGUUAUAUUGAUAUCGUUCAGCUACAUCAACAUUUGGAAAAUCGUUUACACUCGAACGGAAUGUCGGAAACGGGGCGGAGAUUCCGUCAAACACGUGCGAGAAGAAGAUAAGAGGAAACAAGAGAUCAAAUUGGCGGUAACCGUUUUGUUUACUAUUGUUUUGUGGUUCGUAUCGUGGACUCCGUACGCCGUGGUCGCUCUUUUAGGGGUGGCCGGUUACAGGGAUUGCAUACCGCCUGUAGUGUCCUUGUUACCGGCACUUUUUUGCAAAACUGCGAGUUGUAUCAACCCGUAUGUGUACGCUUUGUCGCAUCCCAAAUUUAAGAACGAAUUGACGAAGAUUUGUUGGGGAUCUUCGAAAGCGAACGACAGAAAUAAAGUAUGGACAACCGAAGUCGCAAAAACAGAAAUAUCAACAAUAGGCGAUAUAAAAAAAUUACGAAAUUUCUCCGAUUCCGAUCAAAGUUUCAAAAUGCGCGAAAGCAAAUCAACGGAAGGUCAACAUACAAGAUCAAUUCCAUUAAAACGACAAGGAACCAUUGUGGAAAUGAUAUGCUUAAGACCUUCGUUCAGUAACAAUUCUUCUAGUUUUAGAAGAUUAGCUAGACGAUGGUCUUCUAAAGAAAAAAAAGAAAAACUUGAUGACGCAGACGUAGCUAUAGAAAGAGUUUCAAUCGAAAAUUAAAUAGAAAAGAUAAAUGUUUGUCCUAGAACAUAGAAAUUUACAUUGUAUUAUCGUCUUUAAUAAAUUCCGUAGAAAUAA